AUGAUCAGGAGUAGAGGUGGACACUCGGGGUUUAAUCCAUCGUUGUUCUCAAGACAGUUGCUGCAUCUAGCACGUAAAAACAUUCGAUUCAUUGGGGUUGUACUUAUCCUAUUGACCGUCCUAUUGAAUAUCACUCACAAGAAUCAAAACAACAAUGAUCAUUUAAAUUUCUUAGAGUCAGAGUAUUUGAAUGGAGGUACUUUACCUUCAAGGUUACGUCCACAGGAUACUUUAAUUGGCGUAUCUGAUUCUAUCCAAAAUAAUGAGUUGAAUACCAAAAACGACACUGAAAUUUUGAAAGAAGAAAAAACUUUAAAGGAAAAAAUAUUAGCUGAAAGAUUAAAAUCUGGAUAUAAAAAAUAUCCAAGAAAUACUACUCAAGGUGCCAUGGUAGAAUCCUUGUCGAAUGAAGGUUAUAAACCAAAAGCAUGCCUAUUGAUGACUUUAUUCAAACCUACUGGUGAUCGUGUCGAUCCUGAGGCCAUAUAUUUGACUGUAUCAAGUAUUCAAAAGAAAUUUAAUAAUUGGUUUGAAUAUCCAUGGGUCUUCAUUAGUAAAGAUGGUCAUGAAUACAUGAAUAAUGAAUUUACUGAACAAAUAAAAGAAUUAGUACCUGAAUCCAUAGAGUUAAAUUUUGAAACUGUUACUAAUGAAUAUUUACAUGAUGUGCCUGAAUGGAUUGAUGUCAAUAAAAUAUCCGAUUCUCAAAUUAGACUGAGUGGGAUAGAAUAUGGUGAUUCGCAAUUUUUUAGAUCUUUGAAUCGUUAUCUAGUAGGGUAUCUAUGGAAGGAACCAUUUUUAGGUAAUUUUGAUUGGUAUUGGCGUAUUGAACCAGGUUUGGAAUUAUUAUGUGAUAUUGAUUAUGAUUUAUUUAGAUGGAUGCAAGAUAGAAAUCAAGUAUUUGGUUUUGCUUUAUCUUAUAUGGAACCACAUAAAGAAGUUGUUGAAAAAUUAUGGGAUAUUUUUAAAAAAUUUGCCAAUGAAUUUAAGAAUAAGAAAGAAAUUGUUGAUUUUGAAAAAAAUAAUUUUCAAUUUAAUACAGAAUUUAAAGAUCUUCCAAAGGAGAAAGACGAAAAGAAAAGAAAAAAAUUAGAAGAAGAAGCUGCAAAACAUGGGAUAGGCACUGGCUCUAGUGAAUACAAUAAAUGUCAAUAUGUUUCAAGUUUCCAAUUGGCAAAUUUAAAUUUCUUUAGAUCACAACCAUUUAUGGAUUUAUUUGAAAGAUUAGAUAAAGAAGGUGGAUUUUAUUAUCAUCGUUGGUCCGCCUCAAGUGUUCAUACAAUGGCAAUCAAUUUAUUAUUAAGGAAAAAUCAACUUUAUUUCUUUGAUAAUAUUGGGUUUAAAUUAUCAACUGACUCAAUGGCAUCCUCAUCACAAUUCUCUUCCAUUAGUAGAAAUUUCUACAAUUGUCCAAUUGAUGAUGCUACUUAUAGAGAAUAUAAUUGUAAUUGUGAUCAAGGGUUAGAUUUUACAUUCAUGAAGGAUUCAUGUACUGCUAAAUUUUACGAUUCAACAAACAGGAAAAAACCAGAUGAUUGGGAUAAACAUUAA
Messenger RNA from Maudiozyma barnettii, 1551 nucleotides. RefSeq names its product putative mannosyltransferase (gene KTR6). Gene Ontology annotation, molecular function: alpha-1,2-mannosyltransferase activity. The record is from RefSeq and is a predicted model, not a curated record. The transcript has a single exon. Gene Ontology annotation, cellular component: Golgi apparatus; membrane. The coding region runs from base 1 to 1551 and encodes 516 amino acids. Gene Ontology annotation, biological process: protein N-linked glycosylation; cell wall mannoprotein biosynthetic process; protein O-linked glycosylation. Lineage: Eukaryota; Fungi; Ascomycota; Saccharomycetes; Saccharomycetales; Saccharomycetaceae.